This is a messenger RNA of Cuscuta epithymum, 5447 nucleotides long. The record is from the annotation of a GenBank genome assembly. NCBI's taxonomy places the organism in Eukaryota, Viridiplantae, Streptophyta, Magnoliopsida, Solanales, Convolvulaceae.
CAUAAGCUUUGAGAUCUGAGAUCAAUCUCUCUGUGGGGUAGGUCUUGAUGUUCUUGCUUUCUUGGACUGCAAUCACCUUCAUCUUCCAAGCUGAAGGCAGUCCCCUGAGAAUCUUCAUGUUGACCUCUUUGAUGGUGAGCUCCUUUCCAAGCUCAGAAAUUUCACUGAUUAGAAUCAGCAGUCUCUCAUGCAUUUUAGCAAUGCAUUCUUCUGGUAGAAGUUUGAAGUCAUCAAACUUCUUCAUAGCAAUGGUCAACUUGUUAUCUCUUUCUUGCUCAUCUCCUGCUCCAAUCUCAUCCAGCUUAUCCCAGAUUUCUUUGGCAGUUCUGCACUUCUUGAUUCUGUUGAAGUAUCUUUCAUCAAUAGCCUUGUAAAGAAUGUCCUUGGCUAUAUUAUCUAGGUUGUACUGCCUUUUCUCUUCCUUGGUCCAUUCUGACCGGGCUUUCUCAAUCAUCUGGGGUUGAGAGUUGUCAAUAGAGUGAGCAGGAUUGAUCUUCAUGAACUGGAUGAAGGGUCCAUUCUCCAAGACUUCCCACAUUUCAUCAUGUAGGGCACAUAGAUGUGCCUUCAUUCUGAUCUUCCAAUCAUCAUACUUUUGAUCUGUGAACAUAAGAUGCUUUGCAAGAGAAUUAUCCAUUAUAAUAAAAAAAAAGGCUAAGAACAAGUGGAUCUUUGUUCAGAGAGUAACCUAAAAGAUUACAAGAACAAGGAGGCUCUGAUACCACUUGUUGGUCCCGUUAAAUAUGGUAAUCAGUCUAGAGGGGGGGGGGGUGAAUAGACUGAUUGAUUUUUCAAAUUUUCUCUAAGUCCAAAAUGACUUAUCAGAGAAGGUCUGAUUCUGGUGACAGAGAAAGGCUGGUUCUGAUAUCAGAACUGGCCUUGGCAGCGGAUCCUGAUCUGUCCGGGUAGCCUCAGAAACACUAAGGCAGAUGCCUUUCUGAUAACUCUGAAAACAAGAUCUGCUGAACACAGAUUCCAAGUCUUAGAGUUAAUCAGUUAAUAUCCUAAGCGCAGAAAUAAAGAAAAAUGCAGUAAAGUAAAUGACACCGGAUAUUUUUAUAGUGGUUCAAGGAACAACUCGUUCCUCUAGUCCACUGUUCCACUAGCUUUGAAGUAGAUCGGUUACAAAGCUUAAUUCCUAGCACUUAAGAAGUUCUCCACGCCUUCUUCAAGCCUAGCUGCCACCCAGGAUGCAGUUCCACGUCCUGAUGGCUGGUCCUUUCACUCAGCUUCCCGGAAGUAUCACCACUUCACUACUGCAGUUACUUGGACGCCCUUCUUUUCAGAAGAUCCUUUUGAAAAACAGAGUUUUUCCUCCAACUUGCUUCGUCACAAAUGAUGUUUGAUGAAGUUCUUGAAGAGUUGAAGAACAGGAUGAACUUUGCUUGUUUGUUGGGGAUGAGAGAUUUGGAGUUUGAAUCUUCCCAACGUAAGCUUGUCUUGUUGAAGGUUGUAGAGUUUGAAUCUCAAGAGAGCUUGAAUGAUGAUUUGCAAGAGUUGUAGCAAAGUUGUAGCAAAGUUGUAGCAAAGUUGUAGCAAAGUUGUAGCAAAGUUGUAGCAAAGUUGUAGCAAAGUUAUUUUCCUGAUCUUCGGUGUGUAGCUUAUAUACUGAGGUUGUCUGCCCGUUGGAGGAGGAGACAACUGCAUUAAAUGCGCGUACAAUUGACUUGACCGCCGUUUUGGAAGGUUUCUAUUUUUAUAAUAUAUCUUCCCGGAUUUCUUGGUCAAUUAUUUGCAAUCAAUCCUUCAGCGUAUCAGGCUCAUUUAAUGUGCUUUAAAUGCUUUCCUUUCAUGCACAGUCUUGUAGCCGUUGGAUGUUUUUACCCGUUGAAUUCAUAGCUGUUGGAUGUUGCUUGAAAUCUUCUAAGUGUUCGUCGGGCUCUGAUCAGGCUCUUCUGAUGUGUUGGAUUCUGAUGACUUUCUGACGAGUUGAGUUCUGAUGGUCUUCUGAUCUCUGACUGAACUCUGACUCUGACUCUGAUAGGUCCGCUGAUGAGUACUUCUGAUCUGUAGUUCUCAUCGGUUAUCAGAUGUCCAGGUUUAUCAGCAACUCUUAUGAUGCAAUUCUGAUGGACUUCUGCUAAGAGAACUCUGAUGGAGCAGUUCUCAUAGAGCAAGUCUGGUCGAGCAGUUCUGAUGCACUUCUGAUCUGAUCCAAAACUGAGCAACUCUGAUCGUCGACUACACUAAUACUUACAACUGAAAAUUCUAAUACAUAAAAUCUAAUUUGGGGGUACUCUAACUUUCUAAUCCUAUAGCAUCAUCAAAAUCUAAUUACAUUUAUUCCUUACAAACGUCUUAUGCACCACGAUCGGCCCCUCAGCGCCAUCGUGUCCAGAUUCACGGUUCGGCUCGCUCAUUCCCUUCCAGGAUGGCGACGACCGUCUUAUGCAGUACGAUCGGCCCCUCAGCGCCAUCGUACCCAGCUCACGUUCAGCUCGCCCAUUCCCUUCCAGGAUGGCGACGACCGUCUUAUGCAGUACGAUCGGCCCCUCAGCGCCAUCGUACCCAGCUCACGUUCAGCUCGUCCAUCCCCCCAGGAUGGCGACGAACGUCUUAUGCACCACGAUCGGCCCCUCAGCGCCAUCGUGUCCAGAUUCACGGUUCGGCUCGCUCAUUCCCUUCCAGGAUGGCGACGACCGUCUUAUGCAGUACGAUCGGCCCCUCAGCGCCAUCGUACCCAGCUCACGUUCAGCUCGUCCAUCCCCCCAGGGCGGCGACGAACGUCUUAUGCACCACGAUCGGCCCCUCAGCGCCAUCGUGUCCAGAUUCACGGUUCGGCUCGCACAUUCCCUCCAGGAUGGCGAUGACCGUCUUAUGCAGUACGAUCGGCCCCUCAGCGCCAUCGUACCCAGUUCACGUUCAGCUCGUCCAUUCCCUCCAGGAUGGCGACGAACGUCUUAUGCACCACGAUCGGCCCCUCAGAGCCAUCGUGUCUGGCUCAUGUUCGGCUCGCCCAUCCCUUCCAGGAUGGCAACGAACGUCUCUCAUGCAGCACAAUCGGCCCCGCCGUGCCAUUGUGUCGGGUUCAUCUCCAGAUUGCCCAUCCCAUCUAGGAUGGCGACGACCAUCUUAUGCAGCAUGUCUUCCUCUCGGCGCUGACAUGCCCGGGUUAUCGAUGAGAGCCACCGCUUUCUAUUACAUCUCACAUUCCUUCUCUCAUACAUUGCACCCAUACAUUACAUGCAUUCAUACAUUCAUGCAUCAUACCUCAUACAUUCAUACGUACACAUGUGCAUCAUGUUUUGACAGUACCGCGACGUCGGUUUAUAGAUGCAUGGACCUCUAAGCUUCUCCGAUUGGAAAGCUCGAGUCAGAGUGCUUUACUCCCGCCUGAUGCAUUCAGGCGGAGUGUGCCCGUGGAGGAGCACCCUUCGCCCGACCCUGUCGGGAAGGGGGGGGGGGUGCCUCACUGGUAGAUUACGUUCAGGAGUCCAGACACUCACUCAUAUAUGAUGAUUAUGUGAAGACACAGUUUCCAGCAAGACAGAGGAAGGGCGCAGGCAGAGUAUAUUUUCUCGAGCAGAUUCGCGAGCUCACUACUCAAGAAACUGGGGGACUUGUGUUGGGAUAUAUUAUCCCGACCUAUUACUGUUCAGGAGCCCAAGACAUUACUCACUACGGAGCCCGAGCAGCUAGGCCCAUUUCGGCCCAUCCGGCCCACUUUAGCCAUUUCGGCCCGCUUUGGCCCACGCGGCCCGUUAGGGUGGAGAGCAUCCCCUCCCCCUAUUCUCUAUAAAUAUGGGAGCUUCCCUCCAUAUUAGGGAUCCCUUUUUCCUUCUUCCUCCUUCUCACUAGAAUAGCUUAGAACUCCAUUAAUGGGAGCUUCAAUACUUGUACUAUGUAAUGGUGAGGAGAGAUUAAGGAGAAUGAGAGGGCUUGGACAUUAGCCUAAAAAGUCCCGUGGUUUUCUCCCUUUCGGGUUUCCACGUAAAAACUGAGUGUUCAUACAUAUAUUUACUAUAUCGUGUUGGAUUAAACUCAACAAUAACUAAGGGAGUGUUUGCCAUUGCUUCGACUUAGAAAAAAUGAUUUUUUAAAGUGAUUUUAAAGAAAGUACUUUUUUGUAAAGGUUGGUAGUGUUUUAGAAUAGAAGUGAUUAUGACAGAAAAGUUAAAGUUGAAGUGUUUGAUAAAAAAGUGAUUUUUUAUGUAAUAUUUUGUUGAAAGACAAAAUAAACCUUUAGUACAUGCUUUCGUAUAUAUUAGACGUGUCUCUUGUUCAACAUCUGAGCCAUCCCUUUUCAUGUCAGAAUUCCAUGAAUCAGCUUCCUUCCCAAAUGAACCUGUUUCCAAGCUCCAAUCGACGAAUUAAUGGUUGUCCGUCGCCGCCCAACAGAUUUAUCCCUAAGAAAACUGCAUCUGCUCAACUGCCACUCAUGGUGGCCGGAUUCUUUGAGCUUUGUUUGGAAUCUGAGAAUACAUUCUCUCCCCUGCCUUUUUAUAUGUUCGUAUGAUUGAAGGUCGGACGUAGAAGCGGCUUAUUGUUGUCUUGGUGUUGAAAACCAUCACCGGAUGUCGCUCCCAAUGGUCACUAGUGACUGAACUCACUGGUCGGUAGUGUCUUGUGUGAUUGGUAGCAAUGCGUAUAUGGGUAUAUGAAGGAUAAGGAUGAGGGACAUUUAAGACUUUGACUUAUUAUUUACCUCAUUAUAACCCUCCUUAAAGUUAAAAGUAUUUACCAAAAGCCCUAGAAGCAGUUAGAAGCUACUCCCUACCUCAUUCUCUCCUCUGCACAAAUUUCAAUCACACAUGUUUUAGUAUUCUUAUUUCUCACCUACUUUGCACUUGACAAAGUCCACCGGGAUGGAGGGAAUAACUUAGUCAUUUGACUCAUUUCUUUCUGUCACAGGGACUUGUAGAAUGUAGCUUGGCUAAAUUAUGACACCUUCCUCGGAAGGUUGACAAGGAGCAUAAUAAAGAGCAAAAUAACAAAGAGCAAGAUUAUGAUGUAUGGGGAGGCAGGGGCGGAGCCAGGACAAGAAGUAGGACUGGGCCGGUUUCCCACUAAAACAGUUACUCCCUCCGUCCCGUUAAAAUUGACCAAUCUUUCUUUUCCGGUCCGUUCCACUAAAAUCGUCUCAUAGGUACUAAAUUUGGUAAGAUUGUGUAAUUUUAAAUCAUUUGUACUUUAUCAAUUUAAUAUUAGCUACACAAACUCACUUUUCUUAAUAACCGCACCAUCUCCUCAUAUCUUAAUGUUAGUGGGAUGGAGGUAAUAUUUGAAAUAUAAAUUUCUAAAUAUAGAUAUUUUACAAAAUCAAUAUCGUUCAACUUCACUAUAAAACUAAUUACAAAAAAUAUAUACUGCAAUAUAUUGAAAAGGCAGAUGCACUCUGGCUUUUUAUAUUAGAAAACAUGUUGAUAAGAGAGUUUAUGGUGUGUUUGGAUCUAGUGUUUAAAACUGCUUCUACUCUUUGAGGAACAUCAGCAGCAGACAUAUUGGAG